Phyllostomus hastatus (greater spear-nosed bat) is the source of this 3593-nucleotide messenger RNA. It is a transcript of the gene FBH1, whose product is annotated as F-box DNA helicase 1. The transcript is spliced from 21 exons. NCBI's taxonomy places the organism in Eukaryota, Metazoa, Chordata, Mammalia, Chiroptera, Phyllostomidae. Gene Ontology annotation, molecular function: 3'-5' DNA helicase activity; ATP binding; hydrolase activity. The record is from RefSeq and is a predicted model, not a curated record. Gene Ontology annotation, cellular component: nucleus. Gene Ontology annotation, biological process: double-strand break repair via homologous recombination; replication fork processing. Bases 131 to 3271 code for a protein of 1046 amino acids.
GGCCGAGCUGUCAGAGGAAGUCCGAGGCCUGCUCUGUCUAGCGCUGCCUUGUGGACGCCAGGGCUGGGAGUCGAGACUGCCCCGGUCCGGGGGCGACGGCGGUGGCUGCAGCCCCCGUCCGGAGCGCCAUAUGAGACGGUUUAAGCGGAAGCAUCUUACAGCCAUCGACUGCCAACAUUUGGCUCGGAGUCACUUAGCUGUGACCCAGCCCUUCUGUCAACGAUGGACAAACAGAGACCCAAACCAUGGUCUCUAUCCUAGACCCAGAACAAAAAGAGGGACUAGAGGUCAAGGAUCUCAAAGAUACAUCACUGAAUUCCUCCUACCUGGCCAGAAGCGAUGCACCAAUGACAUGGCUAAAAGCAACUCUGUGGACCAGGACCACUCUCAGGACUCAGAGGAUGAAAUGAUCUUUGCUGCAGAAAGCAAUUGUGCCCUGCCUCAGGAAGGUGAUGGAGAAGCAAGGGUGGGCUCAUCAGGCUCUGCUCUGCCUGCAAGGAAACGCUGUCGGUCCCUUGAGGAUGAGAGGAAUCAAGCUAUAGGGACCAGUCAGUGGGGUGGGGUUUCUAAGAAAACCCUACGGCAUCGAUUUUCCCUGUCCCGCUCAAAGGCCAGGGAAGCCAGGCAAGAAGUAGAGGGCACUUUGUCAUGGCUCUCUGCAGAGUUGGAAGAAUCCAGCCAAGAAGUAGAGGACAUGGGUCCUGAUCCCAUCCCUGACUCUUACUAUGGGCUUCUUGGGACCUUGCCCCGCCAAGAACCGCAGAACCACAUCUGUAGCUUGCCCAGUGAAGUUCUAAGGCACAUUUUUUCUUUCCUCCCUGUGGAAGAUCUCUAUUGGAAUCUCUGCUUGGUGUGCCACCUCUGGAGGGAAAUAAUUAGUGAUCCACUGUUCAUUCCUUGGAAAAAGUUGUAUCAUCGAUACCUGAUGAAUGAAGAGCAAGCCGUCAGCAAAGUAGAUGGCAUCCUGUUGAACUAUGGUAUUGAGAAAGAGUCAGACCUCUCUGUGCUGAACCUCAUCCGCUAUACAGCCACCACUAAAUGCUCCCCAAGUGUGGAUCCUGGAAGGGCUCUGUGGAGUCUGAGGGAUCAUCUCCUCCUUCCUGAGGCAGAGGCAUGUGUGCGUCAAUACCUCCCUGACCUUUACGUUGCUGCUGCGGGUGUCAACGUGUGGGCUCUGGUAGCAGCCAUUGUUCUCCUCUCCAACAGUGUAAAUGACAUCCAGCAGCUACUCUUCUGCCUCAGGAGGCCUAGCUCCACUGUGACAAUGCCAGACAUCACUGAGACUUUAUACUGCAUCGCUGUGCUUCUCUAUGCCAUGAGGGAGAAGGGAAUUAACAUCAGCAAUAGGAUCCACUAUAACAUUUUCUAUUGCCUGUAUAUUCAGGAGAAUUCUGGCACUCAGGCCACAACAGUUAAAGAGGAAACGUCAGUUUGGCCAGGCAAGAAAACAACCAUCCAACUUACACAUGAACAGCAACUGAUUCUGAACCAUAAGAUGGAACCUCUCCAGGUGGUAAAAAUUAUGGCAUUUGCAGGCACUGGGAAGACCUCUACCCUGGUCAAGUAUGCUGAGAAGUGGUCUGGGAGCAGGUUUCUUUAUGUGACAUUCAACAAGAGCAUCGCAAAGCAGGCCGAGCGAGUCUUCCCCAGCAAUGUCACCUGCAAAACCUUUCAUUCCAUGGCAUAUGGACACAUUGGGCGGAAGUACCAAACAAAGAAGAAAUUGAAUCUCUCCAAGUUAACACCCUUCAUGGUCAAUUCUGUCCUUGCUGAAGGGAAAGGUGGAUUCAUAAGAGCCAAGCUAGUGUGUAAGACUUUAGAAAACUUCUUCGCCUCGGCUGAUGAAGAGCUGACUAUUGAUCAUGUGCCUAUUUGGUGUAAGGACAACCAGGGACAGAGAGUCAUGGUUGAACAGAGUGAAAAACUGAACAGUGUUCUUGAAGCAAGCCGCCUUUGGGAUAACAUGCAGAAGCUGGGGGAAUGCAAAGAAGAGGCUUACCAAAUGACUCAUGAUGGCUACUUGAAACUUUGGCAGCUGAGCAAACCUUUGCUUGCCUCUUUUGAUGCCAUCUUUGUGGAUGAGGCCCAGGACUGUACCCCAGCAAUCAUGAAUAUAGUCCUGUCUCAGCCGUGUGGAAAGAUCUUCGUAGGGGACCCACACCAGCAGAUCUAUACCUUCCGCGGUGCAGUCAACGCCCUGUUCACGGUCCCUCACACUCAUGUCUUCUAUCUCACACAGAGUUUUAGAUUUGGUGUGGAAAUAGCUUAUGUGGGAGCUACUAUCUUGGAUGUCUGCAAGAGAGUACGGAAAAAGACUUUGGUUGGAGGAAACCAUCAGAGUGGCAUUAGAGGUGAUACAAAGGGGCAGGUGGCCCUGUUGUCCCGGACCAAUGCCAAUGUGUUUGAUGAGGCUGUACGGGUGACUGAUGGAGAAGUACCUGCAAAGAUACAUUUGAUUGGGGGGAUUAAAUCAUUUGGAUUGGACAGAAUCAUUGAUAUUUGGAUCCUUCUUCAGCCGGAGGAAGAACGGAAGAAACGAAACCUCAUUAUUAAAGACAGAUUUAUUAGAAGAUGGGUGCACAAAGAAGGCUUUAGUGGCUUCAAGAGGUAUGUGACCACAGCCGAGGAUAAGGAGCUUGAAGCAAAGAUUGCUGUUGUUGAAAAGUAUAACAUCAGGAUUCCAGAACUGGUGGAAAGGAUAGCAAAAUGCCACAUAGAAGACUUGGACUUCGCAGAGUACAUUUUGGGUACUGUGCACAAAGCCAAAGGCUUGGAGUUUGAUACCGUUCAUGUUUUGGAUGAUUUUGUGAAAGUGCCUUGUGCCAGGCACAACCUUGCCCAGCUGCCCCACUUUAGAGUUGAGUCAUUUUCUGAGGAUGAAUGGAAUUUACUGUAUGUUGCAGUAACUCGUGCCAAGAAGCAGCUCAUCAUGACCAAAUCAUUGGAGAACAUCUUGACUUUGGCUGGGGAGUACUUCUUGCAAGCAGAGCUGACGAGUAAUGUUUUAAAAACAGGAGUGGUUCGCUGCUGUGUGGGGCAGUGCAACAACACUAUCCCAGUGGACACUGUGCUCACCAUGAAGAAGCUCCCCAUCACUUAUAGCAACAGAAAGGAAAACAAAGGUGGCCACCUCUGCCACUCCUGUGCAGAACAACGCAUCGGGCCUUUGGCCUUCUUGACUGCCUCCCCUGAGCAGGUGCACUCCAUGGAACGCACCAUUGAGAAUAUAGUGCUUCCCAGGCAUGAAGCUCUGCUUUUCCUUGUCUUCUGAAAGCCAGGAGGAGCAUUCUCCAUGGUACAGAUUGCCUUGUGUAGACUUCAGUUACUUGAAGAAAGCCAGUAGGUAGGGUUCUCAUUUGCCUGAGACUCUAAAUUCACUCACAGAACAUUUUUGGGGAAGAUGAAGCCAACCAGAGUUGGACCUGCCAUUUCUCCAUUCCUUAGAGGUUGCCGGUUUCCACUGCCCCUCCUCCAUGCACACAGGCUGGGGACAAUCGGGAAGUUCUUUUGAUAAAAAAAAAAUAAGAAUACAACAUUUUAUGUAUUUAAACUUUUAUUACAAGGUUUCAAUUAAACAAGCAUUGUAGAACUGA